AUGGCCACUGAAAUGAUCGGAGGGCAGAGUGACGACGUCCACCAGACCCCGGCGAACGUCACUCCCGCUGCAAUGGAUGACUACACCUUCCCGGAGUUGCGCCUCAAGCGCACGAUGAACGACCCCGAAAAGACCCCUCUCCUGCUGGUCGCCUGUGGUUCUUUCUCCCCAAUCACCUAUUUACAUCUGCGCAUGUUCGAAAUGGCCGCCGAUCACGUCAGAUUCAGCACCGACUACGAACUCAUCGGCGGAUAUCUGUCGCCUGUGUCGGACGCCUAUCGCAAGGCCGGUCUGGCCAGUGCCGAGCAUCGCGUCGCGAUGUGCCAACUGGCCGUUGACCAAACUUCUGAUUGGUUGAUGGUGGACACUUGGGAGCCUACACAAAAGGCCUACCAGCCGACAGCGGUGGUGUUGGAUCAUUUUGACCACGAGAUCAAUGUCGUUCGCCAGGGCGUGGAGGCCGGAAACGGCACCCGGAAGCCAGUGCGCAUUGCCUUGUUGGCUGGUGCGGAUCUGAUUCACACUAUGUCCACUCCGGGCGUGUGGAGCGAGAAGGAUUUGGAUCACAUUCUAGGCAAAUACGGGUCCUUCAUUGUCGAGCGCAGUGGUACCGAUAUCGAUGAGGCUCUGGCUAGCUUGCAGCCCUGGAAAGACAAUAUCCAUGUCAUCCAGCAGCUCAUCCAAAACGAUGUCAGCAGCACCAAGAUUCGGCUAUUCUUGCGUCGUGAGAUGAGUGUUCGCUACCUCAUCCCCGUGCCGGUCAUCCAUUACAUCGAGCAGCACCAUCUGUACGAGGAUGAUGGCACGGCAGAAAAGGGCAAGGAGCGGGGGUGA
Molecule: messenger RNA, 834 nt
Organism: Penicillium olsonii
Lineage: Eukaryota; Fungi; Ascomycota; Eurotiomycetes; Eurotiales; Aspergillaceae
Source: the annotation of a GenBank genome assembly